Molecule: messenger RNA, 2184 nt
Organism: Drosophila mojavensis
Lineage: Eukaryota; Metazoa; Arthropoda; Insecta; Diptera; Drosophilidae
Gene: Septin1
Product: septin-1
Exons: 4
Coding region: 48-1187 (379 amino acids)
Biological process (GO): regulation of exocytosis; cytoskeleton-dependent cytokinesis
Cellular component (GO): microtubule cytoskeleton; cell division site; synaptic vesicle
Molecular function (GO): molecular adaptor activity; GTPase activity; GTP binding
Source: RefSeq, a predicted model, not a curated record
ACACUGUGUGCUAUUCAGUGUGUGUUGGUUCUAGUUCAUUUCAGUUCAUGAGCAACAUAUUUUGUUCGUCAUUUAAUUUUUGUUUUUUUAAUAUGGCUGAUACAAAGGGUUUUUCGAGCAUUGAGACACCCGGCUAUGUGGGCUUUGCCAAUUUGCCCAAUCAAGUGCAUCGCAAGUCCGUGAAAAAAGGCUUCGAAUUUACGCUGAUGGUUGUCGGCGAAUCGGGCUUGGGCAAAUCGACGUUGGUAAACAGUUUAUUCCUCACCGAUUUAUAUCCGGAGCGCAUUAUACCUGAUGCCAUAGAAAAACAAAAGCAAACUGUAAAGCUGGAGGCAUCGACCGUAGAAAUUGAGGAGCGAGGCGUUAAGCUUCGUCUAACGGUAGUCGACACACCUGGCUUUGGCGAUGCCAUCGAUAAUUCAAAUAGUUUUAACGCCAUAUUCGAGUACAUAGAUGAGCAAUACGAACGCUUUCUCCAGGACGAAAGCGGACUAAAUCGUCGCAAUAUUGUGGACAAUCGCAUACAUUGUUGCUUCUACUUCAUAUCGCCUUUCGGACAUGGUCUAAAGCCUCUCGAUGUGGAAUUCAUGAAGAAACUGCACUCGAAGGUGAACAUUGUGCCUGUAAUUGCCAAAGCCGAUUGUUUAACAAAGAAGGAGAUAUUGCGUUUGAAAUGCCGCAUCAUGCAGGAGAUUGAGAGCCAUGGCAUUAAAAUAUAUCCACUGCCCGACUGUGAUUCAGAUGAGGAUGAAGACUACAAGGAGCAAGUGAAGCAAUUGAAGGAAGCUGUGCCUUUUGCCGUCUGCGGCGCUAAUACUCUGCUCGAGGUGAAGGGGAAAAAGGUGCGCGGUCGCCUCUAUCCAUGGGGUGUUGUUGAGGUUGAGAAUCCGGAACAUUGUGAUUUUAUCAAACUGCGCACCAUGCUCAUCACACACAUGCAGGACCUCCAAGAGGUUACCCAAGAGGUGCACUAUGAAAACUAUCGUUCCGAUCGCCUUGCCAAGGGCAUCAAAGGCAAAGAGAAUGGCAUCAAAUCAGAUCGCAUCGAUACGAAUGGUUCGACACAGGUGGGCGUAAAUAGUGUGCUAUCCGAGAAGGAUCGCAUACUGCAAGAGAAGGAGGCAGAGCUGCGUCGCAUGCAGGAGAUGCUUGCACAAAUGCAGGCGCGCAUGCAGGCACAAAAAUGAGCAGCUUGAACAGAAGAUGAGAUGAGAUGAGAGAGCGUAGCACGUAUUGUGCAAUCUACACAUACACACACACACAUACAUACCUUUUUUUUUAGAUACAUAUAUAUAUAUAUUUUGUACGCAGUUUUUAAGUUGCGAUUGCGAUCGCUAGUCUAUUCGCUUAGUUAUGCAUUUUACACUCACACACACACGAAUAUAUUUAUAUAUGUAUAUUUAUUGAUAUAUAUCUGUGUCAGACAUAUAUGCUCCAAUUUAAAACUGGAAUAUUCAAUCUCAAGGUAUUUGAACCACAGACACACACACACAAACAUAUUUACACACAGCCACACACUUCAUAUCACUCCUAAGAUAAAAGAUCAAGAAAUGAACAUGAUUAACAAACUGUAUUCCUAUUAUAUAUUUAGACGCAGACGUCUUCGAUAUUACAAAUUUGAAUUAUGUGUAAUUUUUUUUUUUUUCAAUUAUAUUUGUACGCUGUAACGCAUUUAAGCUUAAGUUAAAAGAAAACAAACAAAUUCUGCCGAUGUUAAAAUAAUUGAUCUGUUUAUUAGUCUCAAGAAAGUAAGAGAAGAAAAAAAGGAUAAUGAUGAAUGAUCUGUUGAUCAAUUGCAACCGUGUUAUAUUAAAACUUUUCAAUUACUUAAUUAUUUGAAAAGUGCGUAAAAUGUUUAUUCAUAACUAAAGUUAAGUAAAUUCAGUUGAGCGUUAAACUAUUGAGCUAAUAUAUAUAAUCUAUCUAUAUAUAUAUAUAUAUCAACUUACUCUAUCGUAUGUACAUUUAUUUUGUAUUUUUAUCGUGUAUACAUUAAAUAUUUUAUGUAUUAUGUUUAAAAAUUUUUACUUACAUGUAAAAUCCACAAUAUGCAAUUGCUUAAUAAUUUUAAAGCUCAAGCUAAACCGAAUCCUUAUUGUCAUGUAUAUGAACAAUUUGAAUCUUUAAAAUAUUCCUCUAUAAAUAUAUAUAUAUUAUAUGCUUUUUAUACAAUUUCUAAAAAUA